Molecule: messenger RNA, 1305 nt
Organism: Chlorella variabilis
Lineage: Eukaryota; Viridiplantae; Chlorophyta; Trebouxiophyceae; Chlorellales; Chlorellaceae
Exons: 7
Coding region: 1-1305 (434 amino acids)
Source: RefSeq, a predicted model, not a curated record
AUGGCGCAGGACACAGAGCCCGAGGUCAUCGGGCUGGCUUGUGGGAGCUCUCACAGCCUGGCGCUGAUCAGCACGCCUUCUGGCAGCAUGGUGCUGAGCUGGGGCCGGGGCGAGGACGGCCAGCUGGGUCACGGCGACGCAGAGGACCGGCAGGAGCCGCAGGCGGUGUUCAGCCUGCUGCACCGCGGCGCCACCAGCGUGCACUGCGGCGCCGAGUACUCCAUGGCGGUGGCGGGCGGCGACAAGCAGGUGUACAGCUGGGGCUGGGGCGACUUUGGGCGGCUGGGCACGGGGGACGUCAAGGACGUGUUCAUCCCCUGCCCCCUGCCGGCGCUGGCUGGCAGGCGGGUGGCCAGCGUGGCGUGCGGCGACACGCACACCCUGGUGGCCACCGCUGAGGGCCAGCUGUUUGCCUUUGGGCGCAACCAGAACGGGCAGUGCGGGCUAGGCAGCAUCCAGGACUGCCUGGAGCCGCAGCUGGUCACCGCGCUGCAGGGCAAGGAGGUGGUGGCGGUGGCCUGUGGUGCGGAGCACUCGAUGUGCGUGACGUCGGAGGGGGAGGUGUACUGCUGGGGGUGGGGGCGGUACGGCAACAUCGGCGACGGCGAGAGCCAGGACCGCCACCUGCCCACGCUGGCCAAGGGGCUGGAGGGGGUCAAGGUGGCGCAGGUCAACUGCGGCUGGCGGCACAGCAUUGCGGUGGAUGAGGGGGGGGCGAUGUACACGUGGGGCUGGGGCGCCUACGCGCAGCUCAUGCAGGGAGACCGCAAGGACCAUUAUGUGCCAAAGCGUGUGGAGGCGGUGCAGCAGGUGGCGACGGUGGCGGGUGGCUGGCGGCACACGAUGGCGGCGGACAGCCAGGGCCGCCUGUUUGCGUCCGGCUGGAACAAGUUCGGGCAGUGCGGCGUGGGCCACAACGAGGACGUGGUGCGGGUGCAGCAGGUGGAGGCGCUGGCCGGGGAGCGCGUGGUGCAGGUGAAGAGCGGGUGGAAGCACACAAUGGCGGUCACCCACACCGGCAAGUUCUUCUCCUGGGGCAGGAACGUGAACGGGCAGCUGGGGCACAGCGGCAUGCAGGACAGCAACUCGCCAGUGGAGCUGGCGGCACUGAGCCGCGGCGGCAUCAACACCGAUGCGCUCACGCGGCAGGCGCAGCCAGUUGUGCUGUAUGGCGUGGCCCCCAGCGACCGCUAUGCCGUUGUGCCUGACAGCGCGCCCGGGGCCGACGAGGUGCCCUCGGUGCCAGAGGCUGCCACGGUGCCGCAGGCCGGCGCCGUGCCGGACUCCAAGCGUCAGAAGGUGUGA